GGUCCCCGGUAAAUUAGGAGGGGGGGGGGAGGGAAGAUGGCGUCUGGCGGUGACACUCGGAGCGGAGACCCGGCCGAGGAGGAGGACGGCUCUCGGAAUACGGGGGUUGCCCCAGCACCACCACCAGCUACAACAGCUGCACCGCCUUCGGACAGUGGUGUAGCUGGGACUACACCACCACCUCCUCCUGUUCCACUGCCACCCGUCUGCCCUUUACCACCGGAAUCUGAACCCCGGCAGAUUGAGACCCAGGAAAGAGCGGCCCCCGAUUCGGCAAAGCCACAGGCAGCAGUACCAGCAGCAGCAGCAGCAGCAAGGAAUGUAGCACAAGCGGAAGCACGGGUGACCAGUGCGGCAGUGCCACAGACGGUGGCACUCGGAACGACAGCGGCAGAGACGGCAGAAGCAGCCGUGAAAGCAGUCCCAGCGGCGGCAGCGGUGCCAACGGUGGUGGUGGCGGAGGUAUCUGACGAGGUGGUAUUGCCAGCAAUCAAGGCUGCAGCGUUAGCAUCGGCAGCGCCGUCCGCAGUAUCGUCCGCAGCAUCGUCAUCCGUGGCGCCGCCAUCACCAGUGCCUGCAACUGCAUCGACGUUGACAGGGGUGCCAUCGACAUGGACAGCGGCAUUGACAGCAGCAGCAACAUCGUCAACAGCAGCAGCAGCAACAUCGUCAACAGCAGCAGCAGCAACAUCGUCAACAGCAGCAGCAACUUCGUCGACAGCAGCAGCAACAUCGUCAACAGCAGCAGCAGCAACAUUGUCAACAGCAGCAGCAGCAACAUCCUCAACAGCAGCAGCAACUUCGUCAACAGCAGCAGCAGCAACAUCAUCAACAGCAGCAGCAGCAGCAGCAACAUCGUCGACAGCAACAGCAUCGUCGACAGCAGCAGCAACAUCGUCGACAGCAACAUCAUCAUCAUCCACAGCAGCAGCAACAUCGCCAGCAGCAGCAACAUCUUCAACAGCAGCAUCGCCAGCGGAAACAUCAUUGACAGUAACAUCAUGGACAGAAACAUCAUUGGCAGCAGCGACAUCGACAGCUUCAUCAACAGAUAUCCUACAUACAACGACAGCAGCAGCAGUUCCAGCAUCAUCAUUGGCAGCAGCCCCAUGCACAUCGACAACAGCUUCAGCAGUAUCAUCAACAGCAGCCCCAGCUACAGUAGCAUCAUCAACAGCAGCCCCAGCUACAGCAGCUUCAUCGAUAGCAUCAUUGACAGUAGCGUCAAUGGCAGCAGCACCAUCCACGUUGACAGCGGCAUCAACAGCAGCAGUAGCAGCAUCAUCAACAGCAGUAUCCUCUACAGCAGCAUCGCCGACAUCGACAGACGCAUCACCGACAUCGACACAGCCAAUGAUAGCAACAGCAGCACGAAUAACAUCGACAACAGCACCUUUGGCAGCAGCGUCAGUGACUGAAAAGCGAGCAUCGGGAAGCGGAGAGGCAGCAUUGCGCACGGUGAUAGUGGCGGUGGGGGCUGUUGUAUCUAGAGACGAAGGGACCAAGAACGAGGGGACCUCUGCGGUCAUAACACGGGGCGUGGGGGAGCACAUGGCUAAAGUGACGAGCACGGGGGAUGUGAGAGAUGACGGGUCUGUGCCUCAGGACGUGGAGAUGGAGGAGGUGAACGAGGUGGAUCCACGCACGUCCAUGACUAGUCAGGAGUCUGUGAUUCAGAAAAGUGGAGCGUGCGUGUCUGAGAGCCAGGAGAGUGGAGGCCACGGGGCUGUGACACAGGAAGAAGAAAUGGAGACGUCAGAGACACAGGAGGCUCGAUCUCAAGUUGGCGGAGCAUUGGAAAUUGGUGCGGAGAAGACCACAGCACCGGAGGCUGGAGCUCAACAGGUUUUGACACCGGAGGAUGGAGCACAGAAGGCCGACACGGAGGAGGCUGGAGCUCAGAAGGCCGACACCCAAGAGGCUGGAGCUAAGAAUGCCGACAUGCAGGAGGUUGGAGCUAAGAAGGCCGACAUGCAGGAGGUUGGAGCUAAGAAGGCCGACAUGCAGGAGGUUGGAGCUAAGAAGGCCGACACGCAGGAGGCUGGAGCUAAGAAGGCCGACACGCAAGAGGUUGGAUCACAGAAGGCCGACACGCAAGAGGCUGGAGCUAAGAAGGCCGACACGCAGGAGGCUGGAGCACUGAAGGCCGACACGCAAGAGGUUGGAUCACAGAAGGCCAACACGCAAGAGGCUGGAGCUAAGAAGGCCGACAUGCAGGAGGUUGGAGCACAGAAGGCCGACACGCAUGAGGCUGGAGCACAGAAGGCCGACACGCAAGAGGCUGGAGCACAGAAGGCCGACACGCAGGAGGUUGGAGCACAGAAGGCCGACACGCAGGAGGCUGGAGCUAAGAAGGCCGACAUGCAGGAGGUUGGAGCACAGAAGGCCGACAUGCAGAAGGCUGGAGCACAGAAGGCCGACAUGCAGGAGGUUGGAUCACAGAAGGCCGACACGCAGGAGGUUGGAGCACAGAAGGCCGACACGCAGGAGGUUGGAGCACAGAAGGCCGACAUGCAGGAGGUUGGAUCACAGAAGGCCGACAUGCAGGAGGUUGGAUCACAGAAGGCCGAUACGCAGGAGGUUGGAGCUCAGGAGGCCGACACGCAGGAGACUGGAGCCCAGAAGGCCGACACCCAAGAGGCUGGAGCUCAGAAGGCCGACACGCAAGAGGCUGGAGCUAAGAAGGCCGACACGCAAGAGGCUGGAGCUCAAGAGACUGGGACCCGUCCGACCAAACGGCGGCGGUUGGGGUCAGGUGACAGCUCUCGGAGCAGCGACACCAUCCAGGACGUCAGCUCGGUGUGCAGUGGAGCAUUCUUCCUGGCCGAGAUGCUCGUGGAGUACAAGUGGCCUUCGGACGACGGGGGCGAGUACUACAUGCUCCAAGAGCAGAUCAGCGAGUAUCUGGGGGUCACCUCCUUCAAGCGCAAAUACCCAGACCUGGAGCGACACGACCUGUCGCACAAGGAGAAGCUCCACCUGCGCGAGCUCAACGUCAUCACGGAGACGCAGUGCACGCUGGGGCUGACGGCACUGCGCAGCGACGAGGUCAUCGACCUACUGAUGAAGGAGUACCCCACCAAGUACGCCGAGUACGUGACCGUGCUACAGGACCGCGAGCGGCAGAGGAUCACCGACCGCUACAAGGAGUACUCGCAACAGCAGAGCAACCAGAAGGUGGAGCCGGGCAAGGCUCCCGAAUACAUGAAGAAAGCCGUGCGCAAGGCGGCCGAGUACAACCUCAACCUGAACCGCGAGCGCCUGGAGGAGCGGCGCGCCUACUUCGACCUGCAGACGCACACAAUCCAGUUCCCGUAUGGCAAGUACAAGGCCAUCGCGCCCGACAAGACCAAGGUCGGGUCCUACCCUGUCGCCCUCAUUCCGGGCCAGUUCCAGGAGUACUACAAGAGGUACUCGGCGAGCGAGCUGCGCUACCUCCCGGUGAACACGGCGCUCUACGCGCCGCCGCUCGACCCCGAGCUGCCGGCGCCCGACAGCGACGGCGCCGACUCGGACGAUGACGGAGACGGAGACACGCAGGGGCGACGCGGGGACGACUCGACCUCCGACAGCGGCACGAGCAGCAGCUCGGAUGGCGAGAGCCCCAGCGACGCUGCCGAGGAGCCGGCGCCCCCCCCGCGCCCCGGGCCCGGCCGUCCCCCCAAGGACCCGGCGGCGGCAGCGGCGCGCCUGGCGCAGCACAAGGCGGUGCCCGGGUACAAGCCCAAAGUGGUGUACAACGCCCUGUGCGGCAUCUGCCUGAAGGGGCGCGAGAACAACCGCAAAGGCAAGGCCGAGUCGCUGGUGCAUUGCUCGCAGUGUGACAACAGCGGUCACCCUUCGUGCCUGGACAUGAGCAACGAGCUGGUGGCCGUCAUCAAGACGUACCCGUGGCAGUGCAUGGAGUGCAAGACGUGCGUGGUGUGCGGGCAGCCGCACCACGAGGAGCAGCUCAUGUUCUGCGACAAGUGCGACCGCGGGUACCACACCUUCUGCGUGGGGCUCGACCACAUCCCCGUGGGUCGCUGGAACUGCGCGACGUGCGAGGCGAACCCCGUCAACCCCAAGAAGACGGCAAAGCGUGGCAAGAACGGCAAGGACAGCUGAGUGGCGCGGCAGAAGAGAUGGAGAGAUCCGCCGUUCCCCUCCCCUCCUCGCUCCCCUCGACUACCCCUCCCCAUCCCGCCCACUGCAUCCUCCUCCUCCUCGUGCCCGGCAAUGCCGCCCCGGGAGACGUAAUCAGGUGGUGAUGUGCGUAACCUCAGGGAGCCGAGCGGUGAACCGCGAGACUUUGGGGCAACUCUUCUGUGAACCGUCGCUCGUGUCGGUCGCACCGAUCCUUAGAAAUCGAGGUUGUGGCCCCGAACUUUCUCCGGUUCCGUUAGUGCCAGCACCACGACCGCCGCCGCCGCCACUACCACCCACACCCCUCCCCCGGAUGCUGGCGAUGACGAGGGUGUGCCGAGCGAUCCUCCUUGUGUACAGGUCGCGAGCUGCCGGGUAACGUGGCUCUGGCGUUUGUGACUUUUGUACCAAAAAUGAGCCGAUGGUGCUACGGACGUCUUGAAUUCAGGGAUCCCGAUCUCCUGUUUUGGUUUUCUAAUAAAGGUUUGAACCCAA
This is a messenger RNA of Lethenteron reissneri (Far Eastern brook lamprey), 4620 nucleotides long. RefSeq names its product PHD finger protein 10 (gene PHF10). Gene Ontology annotation, cellular component: npBAF complex. The record is from RefSeq and is a predicted model, not a curated record. NCBI's taxonomy places the organism in Eukaryota, Metazoa, Chordata, Hyperoartia, Petromyzontiformes, Petromyzontidae.